Scylla paramamosain (green mud crab) is the source of this 1384-nucleotide messenger RNA. Its product is annotated as trissin receptor-like. NCBI's taxonomy places the organism in Eukaryota, Metazoa, Arthropoda, Malacostraca, Decapoda, Portunidae. Gene Ontology annotation, biological process: G protein-coupled receptor signaling pathway. The record is from RefSeq and is a predicted model, not a curated record. The coding region runs from base 24 to 1289 and encodes 421 amino acids. Gene Ontology annotation, cellular component: plasma membrane. Gene Ontology annotation, molecular function: G protein-coupled receptor activity. The transcript is spliced from 4 exons.
GCAACCUAUUGGUGGUGCUGGUGAUGGUGCUGCACAGGAGGAUGAGGAGCCACACCAACUUCUUCCUCACUAACCUGGCGGUGGCUGACCUGUGCGUGGCUGUCUUCUGCAUUUACCAGAACUUCGCCAUGUACGUCAUUCAGGACUGGUAUUUUGGCAAGUUCCUGUGCUUGAUGUACCAGUUCGUGAACCAGCUGAGCUACACGGCCUCCGUCAUCAUCCUCGUGGUGGUAAGCGGCGAACGGUACCUGGCCAUCGUAGAGCCCCUCAGGGCCAAGAGUCUCCUCACUCGCAGGAACAUGAUUGUAACGAUGGCUCUUGUGUGGGUCGUAUCUGCUCUGUAUUCCUGUCCUCGCCUUCUCUACUUCACGGUACAGGAGUACCCGGUGGAGGGCGGCGGCACGGAGGCCAUGUGUUUGCUGAGGCGGGACCAGUUCGACACCCGCAUCUGGGACGUGGUGAGCCUGACGCUGCUGUACCUGCUGCCUCUCGCCCUGCUGUCCCUACUGUAUGCUCGCAUUGCUCAAACACUGUGGCGCUCCGGGCGUCAACUUGCCGCCGCCGCCUCUCCUUAUCCCUCCUCCACGGCGGCGGCGGCGGCUGCUGAUUACGCCACCUUCAAGACGCAGCACACCGCCUCCGUCAGCUCCAGCUCCAGCAGCGGCGGCGUGGAGGGGCCCGGCAUAGAGGGGGACGGGACGCCGCGCAGCCACUGUAGAGACCAGAAGUCACACGUGGCCCGCGGCUCAGUCAAGUCCAUCAUGUCCACGUACGUCUCCAUGGCGUCCAUGAGAGACGAAGGGUCGAGGAUCAACCACGCGUCCCCAGACAUUAUCCCUUUGUCUCCUCGCAACCAAGGCAGAGGCGACGGCACCACCAUCAUCAGGAGAGCCUCGCCCAGAGUGCCGUGCCGCUCCAUGCACCUCCACCCGUCGCCCCUGGUGUUGCGGGCGCGGCGCAAUGUGAUCAACAUGCUGGUGGUGGUCGUGGUGAGCUUCGCCGCCUGCUCGCUACCGUUCCACACCCGCAAGAUGCUGCAGUACUACUGGGCCAGCUACAACCACAACUCCGAUGCCUCCUAUAUCAUCACCCCCGUCACCUUCCUCCUCAUGUACGCCAACUCCGCCGUCAACCCGAUCCUGUACACCUUCAUGAGCCGCAAGUUUCGCACCUCGUCUCGUGACCUGCUCACCUGCCGCCUAUGGCAGGCCCGGCGGCCGCGGCCUCCCCGGCCCACUGUGGUGGCGAGGCUCAUAGGGCGGGACAAGGUGGUCACUCAUCUGGUGUGAGUCGCCUCCCGUCGUCCUCACAGUGCAAAGUAUUAUAUAGUUUACCGGUAUUAUUACGCUACUUCACACAUGCGUACGUACGUAUGUGGGCUGCA